AUGCGAGAGCCGCUCCUCCGGGUGUUGCUGUGGCUUGUUGGUCUCUCUGCCCUGCUGGGGAAUGUCGUCGUCAUCGUCUACAGAGCCGUGUGGGACAGAGGCUUCCUCCAGAAAGGAUACGCCUUGUUUGUUUUCAACCUCAUACCAGGUGUGGCUGAUCUACUGAUGGGUGCCUACCUGAUGAUCGUGGCGGUGGCCGACGUGCUGUUCCGGGGCACGUACGUGUGGCAUGAGAGGUCCUGGAGGAUGAGCGACACCUGUAAGGUGGCUGGCUUUCUCUCAACAUGGUCCAGCGAGUCCUCGGCCAUCUUUGUCUUUCUCAUCACUGUGGAUCGGUUUCUGGUGAUCAAGUUCCCCUUCGGACAAGUUCGGCUGUCACCGGUCGGCGCUCGCGUCUUGUGCUGUUUCUCGUGGGUAGGUCUGUGUGUUCGCUUCUUUGUUGAUAACUCCCGUUGUGGCCCUCGUUCAGCACUGGACAGUAUUGUCUACCAUCGGCUAAUCGGCCUUUCCAUCGCUGUGCUGCCGCUGCUGCCCCCAUUCCAGCACUGGACUGUUUUCUCCACUAGCGGAAUGUGUGUUGGGUUGCCCCUGACAACAGAACGGAAGCCUGGGUGGGAGUACUCGGUCACCGUGUUUGUGGGACUCAACUUUGUCCUCUUCCUCCUGAUCGCCAUUGGACAGAUUCUAAUAUACAGACAGUUUCGACUGUACUUGUGUAUUAUUCGCCUAGGUCUGCUGGCGCUGAAUGGCCACGAAGUCUCCAAGGACACUUACGCUUGGUCCGCAGUUCUGGUGGUACCCAUCAACUCGGCCUUGAACCCUGUCCUUUACACAGUGCCUGUUAUCAGGAAGAAAUGGGAUGAAAUCAAGCAAAACUACUUCAAAACUGGCACAGCCUUUUCAAAAACAGGCGCCGUGGGAGACAUGCUUGCCCCUCCCCUCUCCCCUCGGAGAUGCUUGGGCUGUAUUCACGAGAUCCACUUGGUGGAGAUGACUCCGCGGGGCCUCCGCGGGACUCCGGAGCUGGCCUCUUGGGGCCUCUGGUCAAAGAACGGGGCAAGAGAAGUAGCCCCAGAUUUCUUUGGCGACAAUGGAUAG
Molecule: messenger RNA, 1098 nt
Organism: Aplysia californica (California sea hare)
Lineage: Eukaryota; Metazoa; Mollusca; Gastropoda; Aplysiida; Aplysiidae
Product: G-protein coupled receptor GRL101-like
Exons: 8
Coding region: 1-1098 (365 amino acids)
Biological process (GO): G protein-coupled receptor signaling pathway
Cellular component (GO): membrane
Molecular function (GO): G protein-coupled receptor activity
Source: RefSeq, a predicted model, not a curated record